Symbiodinium pilosum is the source of this 1266-nucleotide messenger RNA. Lineage: Eukaryota; Dinophyceae; Suessiales; Symbiodiniaceae. The record is from the annotation of a GenBank genome assembly.
AUGCUGAAGCAACUGCCACCACCUCCGCCGCCAGGGCUCAAGUUGACCAGGAAGUUGCAGGCGGACCCAAAGAUCCUUCCUGACCUGACCUCUGCAGCGCCAGUGGAGGCGCCACAGCCUCCUGAAGCUGUGGAGGAGCCGGCCCCCAACGAGGCUUCAGUACCGGAGGCGGUGCUCGAGAUCCUGCCCGAGGUUCAGACACCCAUGGAGGUGGAGCCCACGAAGCCAGAGCAGCUUCCUUCGGUGCAGGAGGUGGCUGAGCUGGAGGAGCCAGAGGUUGUACCGGCUGUGGCCAAGGAUCCGGAGAUCCAGGUUCCAGAGCCAGCGAAGGAGGACCAGGAGGAACAGGCCACUGAGGAGCCCAAGAAGGACGAGUCCCCCAGCUCGCAGCCUAAGCUGUCAUCCUGGCUCACAGACAUGAGGUCUCGCGUGGCCAACAAGCAGACAGCCGAACAGGGCGAAACCAAGGCGCCCAAGGCGCCACCUUCCAAGUUUGCGCCAUCCUCUGGCUUGCGCUCGCAGAGGCUCACCAAGCGACCGGAAGUGUCAAAACCCGAGGAGGAGCCCAAGCCACCAGAAGUGCAACAGGUGGAGCAGGAAGAGCAUCCAAAAAUUCAGAGGUGCCACUCCUCCGAGAGCCGGCAGCUGGAAGGACCUUCAAAGUCUCGAGAGUCGAUGGUCUCCGAGAGAGCCUCCGAAGGCAGUGGUGAGCUUGCCGUGGUGGAGAAGACAUCAGAGGCACCCAGCCAGAGCUCAGAGGCGCCUCUGCCGCCGGAGAUUGUCCCGAAGCGUGGACGUAACCUUCCGACAGGGAAUUGGCAGGACACCCAGGACAAGCUACGCCAGGAAUGGUACCAGAAGUUGGCUGCUGGCGUUGAUGACAAUGAAAAGCCGCGGCGGGGCAAGGCUUCCCUCCGAGGAGCUGCAACCGGGUCGCGGCGGGCAGGUGCCUCACUGCGAGGGGCGGCCUCUGCCUCCGCCAGCGCGGCGGGCAGCCAAAUGGGCAGUCAGGCGCCCUCUCGCUCAUCUCAAUCCCCGGCCAUGUCGCCAAGGCAGAGUCUGGGAGACGACGCUGAAGGCGUGCAGUCGAACACGAUUCCUUUGGGCCCUCCUGGUUUAGGACCUCCAGGGCCAGGCCCCUCCCUGGGCUCUGGGCCUUCUUUGGGCCGGCCACCUCGUGCGCCUGGGCCACCACUGGGGCCGAACCCACGCGGUGGUUUGGGCCCAGUCCCGCAGUCUUCAGUGGCACCGAAUUGGGCCUUUUAG